UUAGUGAUGAAGUCACUGCAGUGGCAAGAUGUGGUAAUGGUGCUGGGGGCAUUGGGCGCAGUUGCGUUAUGGCACCGAGGGGGUCUUCACACCAUCACCACAGUCUCCGAGCCAAGCCACCUCUACUCGACGCACCCCGUACCAUUCGUGGUUACUUUGUGCUCAGGCGGCAACCGCUCAGUGAAGAUAGCUAACGUAACUACCGACGAGCGGCAGCUGCGGCAGACUAUCGUGCUGCUCAAGUCUGCCGCCCUCGCCACCCGCACCCGCCUCAGGUUCAUCUUGCUGAGCGAUGACAUCGGAAUUUACGAGAAAGUCACGAAAAAAAUUGCUCAAUGGCCUCCGGAAUUCUCCAGCCGAAUUUUACUACAAUUUAGGCCAAUAUUCGUACCAAAAGAAUCUUCAAUCUUGGAAAUGUACGACAGAUGCUCAACCGAGCGGCUUUAUCUGCCGAGAGUUUUGCCGGACGUCGACAGUGUCGUCUAUCUCGACACUGACAUGAUAUUCCUCCGCCCGCCCGAACUUCUUGCCCAGCAGUUUAAUCUCUUCGACCAAAAACACGUGUUUGGAAUGGCUCAAUUGGAUGGAUACUACUCGUCCAUAAACGUUGCUGUGCCAUACGUGGGCAAGGGCCUGAGUGCAGUGCCGUUGUUGGUGAACUUGACGCGCUGGAGGCAAGGGUCUAUCGAUGAGCAGACAUUGGAAGCCAUAAUAUUAGGUUUCAAGGAUCGUUUCGACACGGGGGACCAAGAUGUGCUCAAUAUGGUCCUGAUUGAGAAGCCGGAUCUGGUGUAUCAGCUGGGGUGUGAGUGGCACGGCCAUCUUGAGCAGUGCACCGAGACCAAGUGGGAGUGCAAGUCGGUGCAGAGAGAUGGCUUCAGCCUCGUGCAUGGCAUCAGAGGGCGCUUUUUAGGAGACGAACAUAUCGAGUUCAAUAUGUACAGCCGGAUUAUUUUCCGUUCGUGGGAAGAGCACGUCCCAGGGGAGCCAAUGAGCGCUCUUGUCUCCCGCCUGCAGGAGUCGUUGAAGUCUUCUGUGAACCGCGAUUUUUGCAGGUGCAAACUAGAGGCGUUAUUCAGGUUCUUCAUCGAUGGAAGUUCCUACGAAGAAGAGUUCGUGAAAAGUAUCGAAAAAUUUUGCACGACUUAACCCCAAUCGCAGAAUCUCCAAGUUUCAUAAACAGCCCAGCGUGAAGGUCGUAGCGGCACCGUAGACCGGCAAACUGUGUGGUUUGCUUGAAAUUUCAGUACAUCAGAAUUUAUGUUUGUGUUUAUUUAUUUAUUGAAUUCCUGCCUAUUUGUCAACUUGUGUAUUUCAAACAGCGUACUCAAAUUAUGCCCAUUAUC
Molecule: messenger RNA, 1346 nt
Organism: Hyalella azteca
Lineage: Eukaryota; Metazoa; Arthropoda; Malacostraca; Amphipoda; Hyalellidae
Product: glucoside xylosyltransferase 2
Exons: 6
Coding region: 7-1149 (380 amino acids)
Biological process (GO): protein O-linked glycosylation via N-acetylgalactosamine
Molecular function (GO): UDP-xylosyltransferase activity
Source: RefSeq, a predicted model, not a curated record